AUGGCUGCUCAAGCAUGGCGAGAUUACAAGGAGCAAAUGAAACAAAAACGAAUGAAAACCUCGAAAAAAAAAAGUGGAGAUACGUUUAACAAAACAGAGGAGCUUGUUGUUCAACAGUUGUCCGCGGAAGUUGCAGGAAAAGCUCAAAAAUACCUUCGUGUUGGCCCUCGUGAGUUUGUUCCAUUCGACAAGUUCGAGGAAGUGACUAUCGAGAAUAUUAAGAAAGCUUGUGAAAAACAUUUCGCUCACAAAGUGGGUAAGAAUGUAUGCUGCGAUGUGCUGGCUGGAGAGCAGGGUCCCUCUUGUAAAAGUGUUAACCACAUACCAAACAGCAAGUUGAUUCAUGUUCGCUUUAUCCCUCGUUCAAGCAUCGAUGUUGUCGACGACGACGUCGAAGCAGAUUUAGGGAACACUAGCAGCUUGCCACCUGCUCCAUCAGCUGUACGAAAAAGGAAAGUGGAAUCUGCUCGUACAUCAUGUUUUUCAAGCAGCUUUCCGGAAUCUAAGGCUAAGCGACCAGCAAUUUCAAAUGGAAGUCCUAGUAAAUGUUACCCAAAAAGCUUGUCUGUGCUAGACAUGAUGAAACUUGGGAAGAUAGUUGACUCACGAAAGACAACGGUUGUCCAUAUGUACACAUUUGAUAUAGAUCUGAUGACUUGGUCCAAGGUAAAUCUGAUGACUUGUAGAACAAACUUUAGACAAUUGUCUGUACCGUACGUAUUUAAAUACAUGCUUCCGGAAAGUACGUCACCUUGGCUAUAUAGAGCCUCGUUUUCAUGACUGAAACAUCAGACUUUGACUAAUGUCAGGUACACGAAAACGAGGCUCUAUAGCCAAAGUGACAUACUUUCCGGAAGGGUGUAUUAUUGGGUUUCAUUGUGGGGGGGGGGCAGCUCUAGAACAUUUUGAGGGGGGGGUCAGCUCUAGAACAAAACAGAGUUAUCAGAAUGAGUUGAUUGUUCAUUUUAUGUAUUAGCAUUGUGUUUGGUGGCAAAUACAUUGAAUUUCAUAUAAUUUCCUCACUCCAGUACAGCGUAAACAUCAAUACAUUUGAGGUUGACCCCCCCCCCGACACUGAAUAAUGCCGUGAAACCCAGGAAUAGGGUGUGUGUUCUCUUGCCCAACAAAAGGGUGUGGUUUCCUCUCAGGCAUGUCACAAACCACUAAUUGGGUCAUUCCAGAAAACAUCCAUACCUCCCCCAUUGGAAGUUAACCCCCUCCCCUCUCCCGAUGUCCUAAUACAUUUACUAUUAUCACAAACAAUUUUAUCUCCCCUCCCUUUCCGGAUGGCAGAAAUUUCCUCCGUGGGGAGGAGUGUGGAUCUUUUCUGGAAUGACCAUUAAUAUUUAAUUUCCCAAAAUUGUUGGGGGGGGGGGACAUUGACAUACAAUUUUUUCCAGACAUGUCAACAUACAAAAAAAAAUUUUGGACAUACGAGCAUACAAAAAUUUUCUCAACAUACCAUAACUCAUUUCGUUUUCCUUAAUAUUUUCAUAAAUUUCCCCAGACUUGACCAGAAUUAACACUUUUUAAUCAUUACAUUAAUCAUUUUAUAAAACUGCUUUGCUUGACAUACAGCCCAACACUAGGCAAAAUUUGCCUUAGAACUAUCAUACCAUUUCUAAUCUGGGGGGGGGGGAGUCCACACCCCCCCCCCCAACAGUUGCACCCCUUGUAAGAUACCAAGGCCCUUACCUUGAGGUACUUACCCCAAGGCACCCCAUUCAAUUAUAAUCCUAUGGCCAUAAUUGUGAUUUAAAUUAGUUUUUGUGUGUGUGUGUUUUCGUUCUUUCUUUUGUAAACAAUUUUGUAAAGUGGCAAAAACAAAUUCAAUUCAAUUCAAGGUUGCACAAACUGUAGAGUUUUUGGUUGAAGCAAACCCUUUGGGUCAAGGGGGAUUCAGAAGUGCUUACAAAGCUACCACUCACAAUGCAGAAUUCAAGAAAUGUUCUUGGGUCAUUAAGAAAUAUCUGCCUGAUGCUGUUGAAACUAUUCAAGCAACAAACCACUCUCUGGAAGACCACAACAAGAAGGUUGUUCAAAUGCAUAUGCUUGCACGCAACUUUGCUCUUCAACUUAAGCAAGAAAUAUUGAAAGAUGCAGGCAAGGCUGAACAGUAUGGUCCACAUCUAAAGUACCGAAAGAUUUUUCUGGGCAAGACAGACGAAGGUGAAUCUUUGACUGUUGAAGAAUUUGUGUCAGGUGAAUUUGUAAAAUAUAUCAACAACAAUGGUAUUCCUUGUGUCAGUGGCAAUAAUGUCAUUGGGCAGAAAGCACAGUGCCUUUCACAUUUCUCUUAUGAAAGAUCUGGCACAAAACUCAUGGUGGUCGACAUUCAGGGGAGCAGCUACCAGUUAUAUGAUCCUGAAAUUGCUACAUCUAGUCUUUAUGACGAUAGUCAGUUUCUCUUCUGCACUGGGAACCUAGCACAUAUUGCAAUCGAAAACUUUAUUAGCAAGCACAAGUGCACAACAUUUUGCACUCUUGCUGGCUUGAGUCCACUUAGUGCAUAA
Messenger RNA from Paramuricea clavata, 2513 nucleotides. The record is from the annotation of a GenBank genome assembly. Lineage: Eukaryota; Metazoa; Cnidaria; Anthozoa; Malacalcyonacea; Plexauridae.